GGCAUCUGUAAACUGGUUACUUCACGAGAAACCUCCGAAGUUACAGCACUGCAGUUAAUGCCCGGUGAAUUGUGUGUGGUUUAUUUAUCGGUUUAUUAUUGUUUUGAUAAGUGUUUAAUUAAGUGAUAUAGUUAACUAUACUUUAGCAUGCUGCUGCCCUGGUUGGUGGCUGCGCUGGCGGCGUCGGCUGCGGCGCUGAACAACGGACUGGCCCUGACGCCUCCCAUGGGCUGGCUCACCUGGGAGCGGUACCGCUGCAUCACUGACUGCAAGAAGUACCCUGAUGAGUGUAUCAGUGAGGCGCUGAUCAAGAGAACAGCAGAUCUGAUGGUGAGCGAGGGCUACCUGGCGGCGGGGUACGACUACCUCGGCAUCGACGACUGCUGGCUGGAGAAGGAACGAGGACCUGAUGGUAGACUGGUGCCCGAUAGGGAACGGUUUCCUAAUGGAAUGAAGGCUGUGGGGGAUUACAUCCACAGUAAAGGCUUGAAGUUCGGCCUCUACGAGGACUAUGGGAACCUGACCUGCGCGGGCUACCCGGGGGUGCUGGGGAAUGAACAGCUGGACAUUGAUACCUUCGUGGAGUGGGGCGUGGACUACAUCAAGCUGGAUGGAUGCUACGUGGACGAGGCACAGAUGGAUGAAGGGUAUCCCGCAUACGGCAAGAUGUUGAACCAGACCGGACGCCCGAUACUAUACUCCUGCAGCUGGCCAGCCUAUCAGGAGGACUACAACGUUAAAAAGAAAUAUAUCUUCACUCCAGACUACGAGUCAAUAUCGAGGCACUGCAACCUGUGGAGGAACUGGGGAGAUAUCGACGACUCGUGGUCUUCCAUGAAGGAGAUCAUGACCUGGUUCGGAGACAACCAGGACAGGUUCGCCCACUUCGCCGGUCCAGGCAACUGGAACGAUCCUGAUAUGUUGCUGAUCGGUAACUUCGGCCUGUCUGUAGACCAGGCGCGGGUACAAAUGGCUGUGUGGUCAGUUCUGGCCGCGCCUCUACUCAUGAGCACAGAUCUGGCAAACAUGAGGGAUGAGUUCAAGGAGAUUCUACUGAACAAGGACAUUAUUGCCGUCAACCAGGAUCCGAUGGGGAAACAGGGGCUGAGGGUGUUUAAGAAUAACCAGACGAAGAUCUCAGUGUGGAACCGCCAGCUCCACGACGGCUCCAACGUAUUGGCUUUCGUGAGUGAAAGAGAAGACGGCAGCCCGAGGUCGUACUCCUUCUCUUUCUCUCAGAUGCAGCUGCCACAGAACUCUUACCGUGUGCAGGACCUGUACCACCUAGAAGAUGACCGCAUUUUAAAAUCGAUGGAAGAUUUUGAAGUGCGGAUAAACCCUACAGGUUGUAAGUACUACAAAUUCACUAUCAUCCCAUCAGAUGAAUCGGAUGAAGAACAAAAGACUGUUGAAAACAAAAUAUAACUAGCUACUUAGGAAUAGGUAAUCUAGUUACCUUUGUAUUAAGUACCUAUGUUUUAAUGUGCCACUUACCCACUAUGAAUGGAAUGAGGAUGGAAACUAGCGAAACAUGGGCGAAACUUUGGCAGCACUGACAAGAAGUGUAACUAAUACCUAAUGCAAUCUAAUCAGAAAACUGACAAAAUUACUUAAAUGUCGCCUGAAUCAAAAAACAAGAAGAGAUUAAUUAGGUUUAGUCAUUAACCAAUGGAGUCAUCUUUAGUAGUUUUCCUUCCCAUUCAAAUUAUUGUAAGUAGAUAAUAAGUACAAAUACACUCAUAGUAUAGUAUUGUAAGGGAUGGUAAAGCAAAUAAAAUUUCUAAAAACAG
Messenger RNA from Plutella xylostella (diamondback moth), 1790 nucleotides. RefSeq names its product alpha-N-acetylgalactosaminidase. Gene Ontology annotation, molecular function: alpha-galactosidase activity. Lineage: Eukaryota; Metazoa; Arthropoda; Insecta; Lepidoptera; Plutellidae. Gene Ontology annotation, cellular component: cytoplasm. Gene Ontology annotation, biological process: oligosaccharide metabolic process; glycoside catabolic process. The record is from RefSeq and is a predicted model, not a curated record.